AUGUAUCAAGGCGGCGGACAGCGGGACCCUUCGCGGCCCUACCAGGUGCCGCCACCUCCCCCACCCAUGUCGCCGCCGAUGGUUCAGCUCGGCAACGGCAUGAGCCUCCCUCCGCCUCCUCCUCCUCCGUUACGAUAUCCUAGCACAUCCGGCGGUGUCCUGGGUCCUGGAAACCUACCACCACCACCGUCUGGUCCUCCGCCGGGCAGUGCUCUUGGCCAGCAGGCGCCUUGGCACGGAACGUGGGGUGGCCGUGUGUACGACGCGCGCGGCGCCUUCCCGCCACCGCCGCCACCCCUGAUACCCGGAGUAAACCCGAACGCUGCCGCGAGUCAACAACACCAGGCAUAUAACCCGAAGAUGCACGCUGCCGUUGGCGCCGCACCAGGCCAGACUGUCAACCUCCCGCCGCCACCGCCACAAAAUGAGCAGAUGUCAGCUACAUACAUUCCCGGCAUUGACACGUACGGUGAAGGCGUGGGCAUUCCCGGCUUUGGCGGCGCGGUCGACAGCAUGACUCCAUAUUCGGCCAAUGCACCGUUUAUGCAGUGGAACCAGGCACCACCUGGCACCUUUCCAGGAAAUGAUCCCAACAACAACGGCAACAGCCAUAUGAACAACACCGGCAGCGGUGGCGGCGGCAGCAAUAAUGGCCCUGGUGGCUCUAAUGUGCCGGGUGGCAGCCAAGUGGGCACCCCUAUGGACGAACAGCCCGGCCGCCUGAAUCCUGGUGCUGGCAUUGGUGCAAACAAUCAGGGUGUGUCUAUGACGAGCAACGCAUCAAGCUCCCGCGGCAUACCGCCGGAGAUGGCAGCGCAGUGGCCUUUGGAGCGUGUUCUGUCCUGGCUGCAGUCCCACCAGUUCCCCAAGGAUUGGCAGGAGGCUUUCAAAAACCUGGAGCUGAGCGGCACACCCUUUCUCGAACUAGGUAGCGCUCAUGGUGGCCGCGGCAACUUCAGUUUGAUGCAUCAGCAAGUGUACCCGGCUCUCAAGCAGCUCUGGAUCGAGAGAACCGGGAUGCCUGGCGACAAAUGGGACCCAUCCAAGGACCGUGAGGAAGGUCGCCGCAUGCGCCACCUCAUUCGGAGCAUCGUCAGUGGGCGUCCUACCGACGCUUCCAAAUUCCCAACACACGCUCGGAAGGAGUCCAACCCGACAAACGCCAGCCACAACCUGCCAAGCGCAGGUGCCGAAAGUGAUUCGCCAAACACUCCAAUCAAGGCCCCUGGCCCUGGAUUCUCGUCCCGGCGCAUAUCUUCUCAGAAUUUGCAUGGUGCUCAAAAUUUGCCACCGAUGCUGAACAGCGCCGGCAGUGGGCCGUCUCCCGGUGCGGGAAGCAGUGCAGGAGGCACUUCGGCAGACGCCAACCACCGCGCCGUAUUCAAAAACCUUGAUGUCGACAACGGCCGCCGCCAUAGCCCAAAUACAAGCGACGUCGGGCUCGGAAGGGAUAGCCCUGCCGGUAGCCCGGUCCCAGGAUCAAGCAACCUUUAUGCGGUCAACACACCCAGCCUUUCCGCUUCACCACACCAGUCCCGCUUUGGCCACCGCUCACGAAACAGCACCGAUUCCAUGUCAUCCAAUGCAGCCAUCUAUGGAUCUGGUCUACCUGUCGAAGCUAAUCAAAUGCUGCGACAGGGCAUGAACAUUGGCGAGAUGAUCGGUGCAAGCAACACUAACACAGGAGCCGGUGCUAAUGCUCGGCCGUCGUCGCACGACUCCGGCGACCGGUCUGCUGGUACUGACCCACCGAACAGUGCCAAAGAUGCCAAAUCGCUGCGUUCGUUUUGGAACCGAAAGAAGAAACCCAAGGACGACAACUCGUUCCCCUCUCCCGAUGGCCUCGAAUCGCCGACGAGCCCGGUCGUCACAAACAAGUCCUCGUCCACUCUCGGCAGUCGUGCUGGCAAUGCUAGUGACCUGUCUCUCGAUCGCCCCAGCUCGAGCUUUGCGACCAGCCAUGACUUCAGCGGAUCUAACACCGGCUCCUCGUCCCAGUACAGCAAGCCAUCAUCUUCCUUUUCGUCUGCCGCUUCAUCACGUGUGUACAUCCUUGCUACGGCUGAUUAUUGGAACUACCGCAUGGUGGAUGUGACAGAUGUCGCCAACCCGGCCGAGCUUCGGCAGUUGAUCUGCAUGAACCUAGGUCUACCAGAAGGUGAUGGGGCCACUUUGUUUUUGACCGAUCUGGGCCAGUUCAAUCACGAUGCGCCGCUGGAUGAUGCGAAGCUGGCAGCGAUCAAGAUGUUCAAGGCUGACGGUGCUGGUGCAACAAAAAUUUUCGUACGGCCACGAAACAUUGCACUGUCGCAACCCCAGCUCUCACCUGCCUAUGCUGCCCAUGGUGCCUCCAUCGAUAUGGAUGCAUAUGACGCUCUAAACGGCGUUUCAAGGCCGAGAUCUAGUUCAUCUCCGCCGACGUCAAGACAGAACAGCACGUCUGUGUCGAUUGACCAAGCGCUGCCUAUCAACGGCGGUGCGGGCGGGGACCCAAGCAAGGCACAAACUAGAACCGAUGCCGCUGCCAACCAGUACCGUGCGGAAAUUGAGCGAAAAGGACAAGCAUAUCUUGCCAAACGCCGACAGGCGAACGGCAACGUUUCAGCCACGCCCGUUCAGGAGAACGCACCUUACGGCGGAAUUGUUGGUAGGAACGUGGAUUUUGAUCAGCCACGCGUGUCGCCUUUUGAGGAUAAGAACCCCGACAAGCUUUUGCCUCAGCGCCGUGCACCAGCACCACCUGGCGACCCAUCUGCAACGCUCAUCAAGGCAAACUCGCUUAGCAAACGGUCCGGCGACCGUAUGCGUCUGUCGCAAGGCAGCAUCGAUGGCUACCCCAGCAACAAGCGGCCUGCCCUGCCGACAACAAACGAAUCGCCACAAGAAAUGUCUGACAAGGCCGGCCGGAACCGGUCCUCGCCUGGCACUGUUGGCGGCAAUGGUGCUAGCAACAACGGCGACUCUGGCAAUGGCGGCCUUCAGCCGAUGGGCGCAGUAGCAAGUGCCAUUAUUGGUAUGGGUCGAGGCCUCGGCGGAUUAGGACAUCCGUCUCGUGGUGUUUCACCUAACCGCGUAGCGUCCGCGCCGUUGAAUACAAAUAUGAGCAGCAACUAUACCCACACUGAGCCGCUCCGAGGUAUACACUCUCACCCAUCCCCCAACGAAAGAGUGCAAAAGUCAGAUUUUAACUCCCUUCUAGGUUUCAGGAUGCCAGCACGCGCACCUUCUCCGGGCGGUUUAAGCCCAAGCUCCCGACCCAGUGCGAACUUUGCACGCCUGCCAUCAGGCUCCUCACAUUUCCAGCAAAAACCACGACCAGAUCUAGAUUUCCGCAACAACGAUCCCAACUUUCCUCGCGGAGGCGGCCCACCUCGUAUUGGUAUGCCUGCAGCUCUGACAAACCCGACGCGACUGUCUGUAUCUAACGACGACUCCGACGACGAUUCCGAUGACGGCCUAUUUGCUGUGCCCCUUGCUUCCCGUGCGCCAACUACCAGUAGCAGCAGCAACAGCACCAGCAUGACUAAGAGCGAUGUCGAGGCAGCUGUAGCGGCGGCAGCGGCGACAACGUCGUCCAAGGCUGCUGCCGCCGCUGCUGCGGCAAACGGAGGCGAACCAGACUCUAGCAGUGGCAACGGCAGACGGCCGAACCUGACUGUGGAGACGAAGCGGCCCCGUAAGACGCUGUCUGUAGCAUUUACAUCUCCUGUUUCUGCAUCGACCGGCGGCAACCCUCCUGGCGAUAACAACGGCAGCAUGAACAACCGGAGCGCUGGUAGCAGUUCGCGGAUGUCCGAUCACACAAGCGAUGACGGCAGCUCAAGCCGACGGACUCCAGGUACUCCCGACUCUAGCAACGAUUGGAAGUCCACAUCUUCGGCGACGGACGAUGGCAAGCUGAGCCGGCGCAAGUCAUUUGUGGAGCGAGAUGUCUGGGCGAACCGUCCCCCAACUGAUGCGCUGAUCAACAAUCUGGAGGACUUCUUCCCUAAUCUCGAUGUCGAUCAGCCAGUGCUAGAGGAAGGGCCAGAGCCCGAGUUCUCAACGUCGCCGAUUGCUGAAGUGCCCGAAUCGGAUGAGUCCUUGUCUGCCGGUGGAAGAAACCGUGCUGGUAGCUCUGGCAUGGCCGUCAAUAUGAACAAUGGUCUGGGUGGCAGCAUGAGUGCAGGCGCCGGCCCCAGUUCUGCAUUCGGUCCUGGUCGCAGCCCUGGUUCAGACGCACGGUCGCCUGCCGAAGCCGUCGUGGCCGCUGUAGCUGCAGCCAAGGCCGCCAAGGCAUCUUCCGGUGGUACAGGCACCACUUCGUCGUCUAUAUACAAUGAAAACGACACACUUGGAUCCGACGAGUCGACACUCAAGGCCCUUGAUCGGCCGUCUUCCAUCUCAUCCGUCGCACAGCGCAGUCUUCGGCGGUCUGGUGGACUGGGCCGUAUGAAGUCCAUCCGUGAAGUGGCACGGGGCGCACAUGAGGCCAACAAGCGGUACACUCAGACGCAGCUGGCACAGCACCAGCAGCAACACCAGCAAGUCCAACAGCAGCCACCUCCUCAACCUGGCGCGCCCGGUAUCCCACGGCGUGUUCCAGUCAGCCAAGCCGCGAUUGUGCGGCGCAAGUCAACCAAGAUGUUUGGUGCCAGCAUUGUGCAGGUGCGGCCUGACCGUGAGCAAGGAUCGAUUGUAGUCCCACAACUGCCACCCCUGCACGGCCAGGGCGAUGCCAGCGGCAGUGGCAGCGGUGGCAACACAGACAACAACGGUAUUCCCAAGCGACAGACGACGUUCCGCUGGUUCAAGGGUCAGCUGAUCGGCAAGGGCACGUUUGGCCGUGUGUACCUGGGCAUGAACGCGACGACGGGCGAGUUCUUGGCAGUGAAAGAGGUAGAGGUACCACCGAAGCUGGUGGCUCAAAACGACAAGAACCGGGUGCGCGAGUUAGUGGCGUCGCUGAACCAGGAGAUUGAGACCAUGCAGCACUUGGACCACGUGAACAUUGUGCAGUACUUGGGCUGCGAACGCAAGGAGACCAGCAUCAGCAUCUUCCUCGAGUACAUUUCUGGUGGCAGUAUCGGCUCCUGUUUACGGCGGCACGGCAAGUUCGAGGAGCCCGUGGUGGCAAGCCUGACUCGCCAGACUCUGUCCGGCCUAGCGUACUUGCACCGGGAGGGCAUUCUACACCGCGACCUGAAGGCCGACAACAUCCUGCUUGACGUGGACGGGACGGCCAAGAUCAGCGACUUUGGAAUCAGCAAGAAGACCGACAACAUUUACGGCAACGACCGGACCAACUCGAUGCAGGGCAGCGUGUUCUGGAUGGCGCCGGAGGUGAUCCGGCCACAGGAUGAGGGCUACUCGGCCAAGGUGGACAUUUGGGCCGUGGGCUGCGUCGUGCUCGAGAUGUUUGCGGGGCGGCGGCCUUGGUCGCAGGAGGAGACAGUGGGCGCGAUCUACAAGAUUGCGCAAGGCGAGACGCCGCCGAUCCCGCAGGACGUGCGGGAGACGAUCAGCCCGUAUGCGAUUGCGUUCAUGCUGGACUGCUUCACGGUCAACCCGAUGGAGCGCCCGACGGCAAGCCGCCUGCUGUCACAGCACCCGUUCUGCAACCUUGACCCUGACUAUGACUUUGCAGAGACGGCGUUGUACGCCAAGAUCCGGGACACGUUCAAGACAACGUAG
Molecule: messenger RNA, 5673 nt
Organism: Sporothrix schenckii 1099-18
Lineage: Eukaryota; Fungi; Ascomycota; Sordariomycetes; Ophiostomatales; Ophiostomataceae
Product: mitogen-activated protein kinase kinase kinase
Exons: 2
Coding region: 1-5673 (1890 amino acids)
Biological process (GO): protein phosphorylation
Molecular function (GO): protein kinase activity; ATP binding
Source: RefSeq, a predicted model, not a curated record